CGCAUGCGCAACCGCAGCUGGGGGAGGUUAAUGUUUGUUUGUUAUCCCGAGAUUGUUGGCUUGAUUAUGAUUGUCACAUUUACGGAAUUAUUGUGAUAUGGAAUAUGUAAAGUCCAGUGACAGCUGGGCUAUGUCAUCACUUAGUUAACUCUUGCCAUACUGCCGCGUCGUGGUUGCAUUUCCUCUCACUCACCUUUGAUUUGUUUUAGUAUUUAUGUUUACAAUGGGUUAUGUAGUCUGUUAAAGUUUUGACAGUCUGCUAAUAUGUAUCUAUCUAAUAGAAUUUCGGGCCUAUAGUUCUGUGAUCAAGAUAAUUAUGGAGGAGUCUUCUGAUCUUGAUUUAACAUGUAAUGAACAUGAUUAUUCGUCAAGGCUUGAAGUGCCACUGGAGGCAAUCAAGACAGAAAUAUUAGAUCCAGACGAAUGCAGUACAGGCAGUACUGAUGAAUCGCCUGCUGGCCAAGAUGUCACCAGGGUACCUAUACUUCUUCCAACUCCAGUUAUUGGAAACUACUCUCAAAGGCCAAAUUUUCCACGGCAACCUAAACUACCCAAACUGCGACCAAAAUUUCCGACGCCAAAACAGUUUAUGGUGCCCCCGAGGCAAACAGUUUUGUUACCCCGGCCCGUCAUACCUAGAAUGCAACUACCGCCACCCAUUCCUCCCAAUAUUAGAAGUGAACAGCCAGCAAAUUGUAAAGGCGUUCUUAUUGUUCAGGAUGUUAAGUUUUGCACAAUGUAUGUUCCAAAAGGAGAUAAAAGUGGAACUAUGACCAGCACUGGGACACAUUCAAUUCCUAUCCCUGUGAAUGCGUUGUCUAAGGCUGUAGGUGUUUCACAGAAUGUUAUUGCUUCCAGUGUCUCAGCUUCACUUUCACAGGCAACCCCUCUCAAGCCUACUAUUGCUGGUGUUAUGAACAACAAUGACAAGGAUAGCUCCAAGGUACCCAAGAUGGGUGCUCUACUUAGAGCCAUAGCUUCUCCAAGGAAUAUAGAUGCUGCCUCAGCCAAUCCAUUGCUUUGGAAUGUACAGAAAUUUUUGUGUGAUUUGUUGCCUAUGUUCUGGUUUUGUGCAGUGGAGAAAAACGGAAUUAAUGUAAUGCUUCUGUCGUAUGGUACUGAAAAGGCUAUUCAGAGAAGAUUGUAUGUAUCUAGUGAUGGCAAAGUGGAAAUAUCCGUUCAUUGUAAACCUAUACCUGAUUUGCUUAUAGAAACAAUUGUUGAGAAGGCAGCCACUAAAACAAGUUUGACUGAAUCAACUGUAAAGCAAUUUAGUGAUUGGAUUGUAAGUAUAGUUCAGGUUCUUAGGGACUUCCAAAUUUGUGUUGGUCUUGAGAGACCUGAUUAUCGAGAGACGCUAAUGAACUCAAACGAGAUUGAACUUGAUAAGAAUCCAUAUCAGGAGGUCAGGUAUACUGAAACAAUGAGAUCAGUAAAUUGUAUUAGAUUAGUAGAAAUUACAAGAAGAAGAUGCAAUGAGUGUGCAAAAUCUUUACAAAGCAAUAGAAGACAAAAUAAGUUGAGCUCGGCAGCAAAUCAACAAAAGAAGGGUGAUGUACCUGCCACAACAGAGGAAUCUGGAUCAAACAAAAUUGUCCUUAAAAUAUCUAAAGGUGUACCUACCCAGGGUAACCCAACAGAAACAGACCCUUCUCCCCAUUCUGACCCUGAUUGGGUUGAACCCUCACAGGCUCCAAAAAAGUUAAAGAAAAGGAAACUUAAACAAAGUGCUUCAAGAUCUAAGAAAAAGCAAGAGGUAAUUGCCAAUGAAGUGGAAGUAGAGAGCAGCAAUGAGUGAAGUGUUUGUGUGAAUAGGCAAAGAUUUUUAAAUUUAACAAUCAUAUUGUUCUUUUGUUGGAGUGUUUUCUCUAUACAAUAAUUAGAGACAAGAGUUUCAUCAUCACAUUAUCCACCCGAAUCUGAAUCAUUUUAAAAAAUUGUUUGUUUAUCCGUGUGGAAUAAACCCUGUUAUUUUGAUCACUAACAA
Molecule: messenger RNA, 1987 nt
Organism: Frankliniella occidentalis (western flower thrips)
Lineage: Eukaryota; Metazoa; Arthropoda; Insecta; Thysanoptera; Thripidae
Exons: 5
Coding region: 317-1798 (493 amino acids)
Source: RefSeq, a predicted model, not a curated record